AUGAACAAUUUAAAAGUGGCUGUAAUUGAUUUUUUGGAGAAUGCACCAGUAUUUCCUAUUAUAGCAGGUGUAGGAUCUGCAGUAGUUUUGCUUACUAUUAUUGCCAACUGUUUGUGGGGAAAAAAAUCAAAACCUAGCAAAAAACUUGUAGCUCUUGUGGAUCCAAAUACGAAAUAUCCUCUGCCUCUUAUAGAAAGGGAAGAGAUAAACCAUGAUACAAGACGAUUCAGAUUUGGUUUGCCAUCAUCUGAGCAUGUUCUAGGAUUACCAAUAGGCCAACACAUACACUUAUCAGUUAAAAUUGAAGAUGACUUAAUUAUCAGAGCAUACACUCCAGUGUCAAGUGAUGAGGAUAAAGGUUAUGUAGAUCUUGUAAUUAAGGUAUAUUUCAAAAAUGUACAUCCGAAAUUCCCCGAUGGUGGAAAAUUGUCACAAUAUCUGGAUAAUAUGAAGAUAGGUGACACUAUUGACUUCAGAGGGCCAUCGGGCCGUCUCCAAUAUGCUGGCAAGGGUACUUUCUUGAUAAAAAAACUGAGGAAAGACCCACCUGUUGCGGUUAAUGUCAAGAAAUUAAACAUGAUUGCAGGAGGAACUGGUGUCACUCCAAUGUUACAACUCAUUAGACACAUAUGCAAGGAUUCAAAUGAUAACACAGAAUUGAGGUUGCUUUUCGCUAAUCAGACAGAGGAUGAUAUUUUGUUGAGGGAUGAAAUUGAAAAAUACCAGAGGGAACAUCCUGCACAGUUCAACUUUUGGUACACACUAGACAGACCGAAGGAAGGAUGGAAGUACAGUACUGGGUUUAUUAAUGAAGAGAUGAUCAAAGAACACAUGUUUCCUGCUAGCAAUGAUGUCAUUGUCCUCAUGUGCGGACCCCCGCCUAUGAUUAACUUUGCUUGUAAUCCAGCGUUAGAUAAAUUAGGCUUUAGUGAAACUCAACGGUUUGCAUAC
Messenger RNA from Iphiclides podalirius (scarce swallowtail), 951 nucleotides. The record is from the annotation of a GenBank genome assembly. NCBI's taxonomy places the organism in Eukaryota, Metazoa, Arthropoda, Insecta, Lepidoptera, Papilionidae.